Messenger RNA from Plasmodium reichenowi, 14886 nucleotides. RefSeq lists its product as hypothetical. The transcript has 2 exons. Bases 1 to 14886 code for a protein of 4961 amino acids. The record is from RefSeq and is a predicted model, not a curated record. NCBI's taxonomy places the organism in Eukaryota, Apicomplexa, Aconoidasida, Haemosporida, Plasmodiidae.
AUGAAUAAUAUCAAUUAUGAUGAAGAACUCAGAACAACACACUUUUAUCAGAAUAUACCAAAGUCCCAAAGAAAUGAACCUGCAAUAUUUUUAAAUAAAGAAAAAACUAAUGAACAUUUAAAAAGUAAUAAUGGUUUUGAUGAGUCCUAUACUUUUUCUAUUCAUAACUAUGAUAAUGUAAUAAAAAUGAACGAGAAAAAAGAAUUAAAUAAGGUAUUCCUAAAUUAUGAAUUAGGGACACAGAGGAUGGAAUGUUUUGUUGGAAUAGAUAAUGAAAAUGUUCUUUAUAUAAAGGAAGAAUAUAUAAAUCAUAUUAAUAGUAAAAUUAUCCUUGUAAUAAUAAACCUGUUCGUUUGUAAUUUAUUUUAUCAUUUAAAGAAUAUAGGUAAAAAUAUCCACAAUCUUUAUUUAUCCUUUGAUAAAAUCGUUUCUCCUUUUCAUUUCAGUUUUAAUAAUAACUUUUGUGAAAAAUGCAUUUCGGCUGACAAUCAAAAUUUUACCUGUACUGAACAUAAAAAUUAUGACUUUUCUGAACUGAGUGAAAAAAAUUCUGAACAGGCAAGGAGAAAAAAAAAAAAAGAUUAUAAAGAACAAAUAUCUUCACAUAAUUAUAAUAAAACAGAUAGUGAACACACAUUUAUGCACACGUGUAAAAAAAAAGAGAAGAAUGAAUAUCUUCCUAAUGUGUUAAUUUUAUGGUGUAAACGGGUAAAGUAUGCAAUAAAUAUUUAUAAUAAUAAUAAUAAUAAUAUUAAAAUUAAGAAAAAAAAGAUUUUUUUGGAACAAAAUGGCCAAACGGAUAAUAACUCAAAUAAUUUAUUUUGUGAUGAAAAAAGUAGAUAUAGUAUCAAUGAAUGCAUUAAUACCUUAACAGAUGCAAUAUUUAAUAAGAAAAAUUUGGAUAUAUUUAAUAAUAUUAAUUUUCUUUUUCCUAAGGAAAAAUCUUCUUUUACAAAUAAAAUAAAACACAUUGAAUCAAAAAGAAAAAUUGAAAAAAUUCCAAAAGAAAAAUCCCCUGUUUAUAAAAAUACUUCUACACACAUAAUAAAUGGAUAUAAUAAUGCAGAUUUCUUAUUAUUCGUAGAUAAAGAUACACUUAAUUAUAAUUUAGAUGAAGAUGAUAAUGUUAUAGAGGAAAUAACUGAUUUAUAUAUAAUUAAUUAUAUAAAAUGUAAAAUUGAAGAUUAUUUUAAAAAUAUAGAAGUAAAAAAAUUUUGGAAUAUAAUAAAUGUGCAGUAUUUAACAAACUUUGAUUAUAAAUACCCAUAUAAUAAAAGGGCGAAUGAAAAAACAUUUUAUAAUUCUAAUAAAAAUUUUUAUGAAUCUAUUUAUGAUUAUAUUCAAAUUAUAAGGAAAACAACUGUUAAGAAAGAUAUAAAAAUAAAUGAAAUAUCUAAAAAUUGUGAUGAAAACAAUAUUAAUAAAAAAGAAGAAAAACAUGUGACAAUUCCUACAACCCCUACUUUAGAAAAGGGUAGAAUUUUAGAUAAAGAAUUUAUUUUAAAAGACAUGUUCAAUAAUCCUAUUAAAAAUUAUCAUAUAAAUGAAGUUCAAAUUUAUUUAAGUAAUUAUGAUAAUAUAUUUUUAAAAACAAUUAUGCGUUUUUAUCUUUUAUUAAAUUUUUCUAUAGAACUGUUAACAAUCCUUUAUGAAGAUAUUGAUUUAUAUUCUAUUCAUAUAUUUUCUUUGUAUGAGAAAUUAAAUGAAUAUAUAUAUAAUGAACACCAACUUUGUAGUAAAAAAGGAAAUUUUAUUAAUAUCCAUCAAAUAUAUCAAAGUGAAGAUAAGAGUGGUGAUUUUUUUGAGCAUAAGGGAAAUAACUUAAGUCAUUUUUUUAAAAAUAAUAUUUAUGAAAUGACUAGAAUGAAAAAUAAUAAUGAUGAUACAUUUCAUUUUAUAAAUUCUAAUUUAGAUGAUGAUUUAAAUUAUGGUAAUAAAAAUAAUAAUAUAACGAAUAAUGUUAAUAUGAGUAAUAAUAAUAAUAAUAAUAAUAAUGAUAAUAAUAAUAAUAAUAAUAAUAAUAAUAUGUAUAAUUUUUUAUUUCAUAAAAAUACCAAUCAUAACAUUUUUCUAUUCAAGGAAAAGAAGUUAGAUUGGUUUGUUUUCUUUUUAUUAAAGAUAUUGAUGAGAAAAUUAUGGUUUGAUAAACAUGACCAUGAUAAUUAUUAUAGUGAUAAUAAUAAUAAUAAUCAUCAUCAUCAUAAUAAUGAAUAUAAUUAUAAAAUGAGCACAAGAGGGAAAGAAUAUCAGAAGCUACUCAAUUCUUUAAAUGCAGAAAAAUAUAAAGAAAUACAAAAAGAAAUAAAAGCAUUAAUUAAGUAUACUUUAGAAAAAAGGAAAAUAUAUUUUGAGCCUAUUAUUAAUUAUUUACUAAAUAUAUAUAAUAAAUAUAAUAAAAGAAGGAAAGCAUUAAAUAAUAAUAAAAUUGUAAAUUCAAAAUAUGCAUCUAUUCUAAAAAAAAAUUUUCUUUUAUAUUCAUUAGAUUUUUACACAUUAAAAUAUUUUUCACGUCGUGAUUUAUAUGUAAACAUGAAUAGAUUUUAUAAACCAAGACGUAAAAAAUACGAAUUGAAAAUUCCAAGGUAUAAUAAUAAAAUGAAAAAGAAAAUGAACAGAUAUAAAAAGUAUGUAAGGACAUUUCAUUCUUUAAUAAUAAAAAUACAAGAAGUACCAAAUGAAUCUAGAAAAAUAUAUAAUGAUAAUAAUUUGAAUAAUAGUUCUAGAGAUAUAUUUUUCAAAAUAAACAAAUUUAUAUUAUUAAGAAAAAGUAGAAUGAUAUAUUUAAGACAAUUAAAAAAAAGGGUCUAUUCUUAUUAUUCGUUAAUACCUAUAUAUGGUAACAUACAACAGACGGAAAAGAGACGUAACAAAAAAAUACUUGAAGAUAAUAGGAAAAGGAAGAAAACUAAAAAGAAUAAAAAGAAUAAAAAGAAGAACUUAACGAAAAAAAAAAAAAAAAAAAAAAAAAAAAAAAAAAAAAAAAAAAAAAAAAAUAAUAAUAAUAAUAAUAAUAAUAAUUGUAAUAGUAAUAAUAGUUAUAAAAUGAAGAAGGAUUUUUUUUUUCGUGAGGGUGUGCACAAGAAUUUUUUUAUAAAAAUAUUAAAUAUUAUAAAAAUAAAAGAAAAAGUUUCCGAAAUUGUUAAAAACAAAAAUAAAAUUUAUAAAAAGUUAGUUAAAAAAAUUAAUGAGCGAAAUUAUAUUUGUAUAGAGAAAAUGAAUAAGAAGAAAAUAAAAACUUAUGAAUAUUAUUAUAAUAUUUUUAUAAAUUUAUUAAAAACUGUGAAGCAUCAAGAUCAAAUUAUUAUGAAUAUUUUAUUUAGUAUGUUGAAAAAUAUUAAUGAUCAUUUGAAUCUUUUUUAUAAAAAUAUAUGUCUUUGUAUUCCAUGUAAAACGUCAGAACAAAUAAAUGUACAAAAUGUGAUGAAACAUAAAAUUGAAAUAUUAAAAGGUGAUACUAGUUUAUUUCAUCAUUCUAAUAAUGGAAAUAUAAGGCAUAUAAAUGAAAAUGAGCAAGAGGAAAACUAUUCACAUAUAAAAAAAGGGGAUGUCCGUAUUAUGGAUAUAAGUAAUAUGGACAUGAGCGAUAUAUGUGUAUAUAAUAAUAAUGAAUUUAAUAGUAACACAAUAGAUAACUAUGUUUAUAGUAAUGAUGUUCAAGGUAAUAACCAACAUGAUAAUAAUCUCCCUGGAAGUAAUUCUGUAGAAUGUAACCCUUAUAAUGAUAAUAAAUAUAAUGAUAAUAAAUAUAGAGACAAUAAACAUAAAGAUAAUAAACAUGAUAGUAAUAAACAUGAUAGUAAUAAACAUGAUAGUAAUAAAUAUGAUAGUAAUAAACAUGAUAGUAAUAAACAUGAUAGUAAUAAACAUGAUAGUAAUAAAUAUGAUAGUAAUAAACAUGAUAGUAAUAAAUAUGAUAGUAACCCCCUUAGUAGUCAAGCACUCAGUACUGAUCCCCCAAGUAGUAAUCCUCCGGGUAGUAACGCAUAUAGUAUUGAUCCACAAAAUAAUAACCCUUAUAGUAGUAAUUUAUAUAGCAGUAAUUUAUAUAGCAGUAAUUUAUAUAGUAGUAAUUUAUAUAGUAGUAAUUUAUAUAGUAGUAAUUUAUAUAGUAGUAAUUUUUAUAGUAGUAAUUUAUAUAGUAGUAAUGUUUAUAGUAGUAAUGUUUAUAGUAGUAAUGUUUAUAGUAGUAAUGUUUAUAGUAGUAAUGUUUAUAGUAGUAAUUUACAUAGUAGUAACGCACCUAAAAGUAACAUUCCACAUAGUGACAAAUUUAAUUAUACACUUAAUAUAUUUAAUGAUGAGCACAUACCAAAUAACAGUGUUUGUACAAAGGAUACAUCAAAUAUAUGUUGUAAUAAUUUAAGUUCUAAUACAUCUUGUAGUAACAAUGAUUUUAAGACGAAUGUAAGCUCUAUUAUGGAUGAGAAAUCGAUGAGAUUAGAGAAUAGUAAUUCUAUAUUAUUUUAUAUGAAUAAUAAAAAUAAGACAUGUAAUAAAAUAAAAAAGAGUUCGGAAUAUAAUUGUAUAUUUGAAAAAUUAAAUAAAAAUGAAUAUAAUAAAAAGGAUAAAUGUAUAAAUUGUGAUUCAGUACUAAAUGAGGAUAUAAUAAGAAAACGAAAAAUGAUGUUAGAUAACUUUUUCAAUAUAGAUAAAUAUUAUAAAAAGAAGAAUGAAAGAACUAAUUAUUUAAUAUAUGAUAUAAAUAUUUUAAAAGAUUAUUUAUAUAUAUAUUUAAAAAAAUAUUUUGAUGAUAUUAUACUUUUAUUUGAAUAUUUUUUUUCUAUGUCAUCUAAUUUUUUUUAUAACGAUUUUGUUGAUAAGACUUAUAAGGAUACUAGAAUUAUUGAAUCAAAGGAAUGUAAUAAUACAUAUAUUAAUAUAUCUAGAACGGAGGAAAUAUUAGAAAAUAUUUUUUCCUUAUCAAGUUAUGAUAAUUUUUAUAUAUAUAAUAACAACGAAUGUGAUAAUAACAGUGAUAAUAAUAAUGAUAAUAUAUUAUUUAGAACAAGGGAUUAUAAUAAUUAUGUGUUUAUAAAAAGAAUGAAAUAUUUUAUAAAUAAUGAUAUAAUACAAUUUAUUAAUAAAGGUAUGAAUUUAAUAAAUAAUUAUGUAAAUUUAAAAAUAUAUAAUGUAGAAAAAUCUUUCCGUAUCUUAUUUCGAUUACUAAAGGUUAAUAAUUGUAAAGAUCCUGUGUUUCUUUUUAAUAUUUUAUGGAGUUUAAUUUUAAAAUAUAGUAAGUAUUGUAGAAAAAAAUUAAUUAAAAAAAGAACCCUAAAUAAAUUAUCUAAUAAUGUAAAUAAAAACGAAAUAGAAAAGGAUUUUAUAUUUGAAAAAAAAAAAAAAAUGUUUUUAGAAAAAUUCGGCUUAAAUUAUUUAACAACAAGUGAAGAUAUUAUUCUAUAUUUAAAAUAUAUUGCACGUGUGUGUGGUUAUAGAAACAAAGAUAAUGAUAAGGACAACCAUAUGGAUAAUGAAAAUCAUAAUGAUAAUCAUAAUGAUAAUCAUAAUGAUAAUCAUAAGGAGUGUAGUAAAUAUGGGAUGUUUAAUAUCCAUAAGAACAACUCUUAUUUGUAUAAGAAUCACUUUUACAAUUUAUUAAGCCGUAAAAAUGAAAAGACCAAUGAUACAUAUGAUAUGCGCGUUCUAAUGAGAAAAAAAAAUAAAAAAGGAGAAGAGGUUGACGAAUAUAAAGAAGAGCAUAAUAAUGAAAAUAACAACAACAACAACAAUAAUAAUAAUAAUAAUAAUAAUAAUAAUAAUAACAACGUUGAUCAUUAUAAUAGUGAUGGGUUUUUAAAAGACAUCCUAAAUAUUCUAAUGCAAAAAUUAAAGGGGAAAUGUAUUCUACAAGAUAAAAAUAAAAUAAAAAGAGUUCGGAAAGGAGAAAAAGAAGGAAAUGAUAAUGUAAUACUUGAGCAAUUAUCUAAUGUAUAUGAAAUUAUUCAUUCUAAUAAUAUAAAGAAAUAUGAUAAUAUAAAAUUAUUUCUUAAUAUAGAGAAGAAAAAGAAAACCAACCGUAAAAGGAAAUUUAUAUGUGAAGAAGAAAAUGAAGAAGAGGAUGAAAAUUUAUAUAUAAAAAAUAUUGAUAAUGAAAGUAUAAAUAUAAGGAAAAUAAAAAAAAUCGUUAUUCAAUUUAUUGAUGAUAAUAAAUAUGUAUUUCCAUAUAUAUUCAAUACUUUUGAUAGUAAUAUAGUAAGUAAAGACAUGUUUAAAUAUGAGUAUAUGAAUUUAAAUACAAAUUUUAUGUUUUUUCAUUAUUUAAGUCAAAAUGAAUAUUCUUUUAGAAAUUCCAUUUUGAAUUAUGUGUAUGGGUAUCCUUUAUUUUGUAUAAAAAAAAAAAAUUCAAACAAUGAAAAUAUGACAACAUAUAAUAAAUAUGACGAUAAUAAUUAUGACGAUAAUAAUUAUGAUGAUAAUAAAGAUGAUGAUCAUAAAGAUGAUGAUCAUAAAGAUGAUGAUCAUAACUAUGAUGACCAUACUUAUGAUGACCAUAUUUAUGGUGACCAUACUUAUGAUGACCAUAUUUAUGGUGACCGUAUUUAUGAUAAUAUAAAUGAUAGCAUAAAAAGAGAUAAAUAUUGUGAUAAUGAAAAAAACAAACAUGAAAGAAAUAAUGAUUAUAAUAAAAAAGAAGCUUCUGAUUUUAUGAAUAAGCAUAAUUUUUCUUAUAACCCUCAUGAUAGUUUUCUUCUUAAUAAUUCUGACGGUGUUAAAUCAAAAAUGAGCGAUUUUUCAAAUGGUAAAAUUCAUAUGGGUAAUAAAAAAAGUAAAAAAGGAAAGGACAUUGUUCAUAAUAAUUCUGUAAUGUGUAGGAAUAAGAUGCAUAAUAAUAUGAGAAUUAAUAGGGAUCAUACUACUAAUAGUAGCUAUGAUGACUACAUUAAUAAUAAGAAGAACUAUAAUGAUAAAUAUGAUUGUUAUAAAUACAAUUCUGGUUGUAGUAACUACCGUGAUGAUGCCUCGAAAGAAAUGUGGGAUAAUAUAAAUCCGAAGGAUAAAGAAUGGAAAAGGAAAAUUAAGAAAGAACAUAAUAAAAAGAAAAGAAAAUUUUUAAUAAAAAUUUUAAAAAAUACAAACAUUUAUAAUAAGAUACCUUUAAAAUAUAUUCAUUUAUGUGUUAUUGCUGAUAUAUUUAAAUAUUUAAAUUUAGAUCAUAUUCUUAAAGAUAUAAUGCAGAAAUUAUAUGAAGAGAAAUUAAAAGAUAUCCAAGAGAAAUAUGAUGAUAAUAAUAAACAUUAUAUAGGUAAUAUUUUACUAUGCUUUUUAUUAUAUUUCCAUUCAUUUUUAGAUAUAUUAUGUGGAUUAAGAGAUGGGCAUUUUAUUAACAUGUCACAAGAUGAUCAUAUUUUUAACAUAUUUAAUAAUUUCAAUGAUUUCAUAUUUAAUAAUAAAAAGAAUUAUUCUCUUUUCUCUAAAAAAAAAAAAAAAAAAAAGAAAGAUGAAUAUAAAAGUAGAGAACAGAAAUGUGUAGAACAAAAAAUAUAUAUGGAUGAAAGUAAUAUUUCUGAACGUAUGAAUAGAAAGAAAAACAAAUGUUAUGUGUAUUUGAAGAAUAGAUAUAGUAAACGAGGAAAUUAUUUAUGGUUAUUAGAAAAGAAAGAAAAAAAUGAUUUAUCAUCUUAUGUUGAUAAUAUAUGGGUACGUUUUAUAAGGAGACGAAACGAAGAGAAGAUUGAAAAAGAUGAGAGAGUAAAUAUAUCGUACAAUUUGGUAAUAUUUUUAAAUAACUAUUUAGAUUAUAAUUUUUCCUUUUUAAAUAAUUGUAGUUUAGAUAUAGAUGAAAGUAAAUGUAAGAAUUAUUUAUAUUUAUUUUCUAAUGAGGAUAAUAAAAAAUUGUUUACACAUGAUGAGGAAGAAUGCUGUAUUGAAGAGGAGAAUACAUGUUUAUAUAAAUAUUUAAAUAUAAGUAUUCAUAAGGUUCAUGGAAACGAAUCAUAUGAGAGAUCUGUUUUAUAUAUAUUACAAUUGAAUGAUUGUUCAUUUAAGAAGGAUAUUUUAAAGGAUACUGAAGAUAAUAUAUUUUUUAAUUACGAACUUGUAGAAAAAAGAGAUAUAUAUGAUAUGCAAAUAGGAACAUAUGGAAACAAUAUAAAUAUACAUGAUAUAUAUAAAAAAGACAAUAAUUUUUUUAAAAUUAAAGAAUGUAAUUGUUGUGAUGAUGUUUUAUGUGAUAAAGCAGAAUUGAUUAAACUUUUAUUUGAUAUUAUGAUAAGAUAUUUAAAUCAUAUGUUAGAUAAAAAAAAAAGGUGUUUACUUGAUGCUGUAAUAAAUUUUAAGAAUUGUAAAAAUGGAUUAGAAGAUAUAAAAUUUACAUAUAUGUUAAUUUAUUUAUUAAAUUAUAAAAAAAAACAAGAGAAAAAAUGUGCUUUGAUAAUAUAUAAAAAUUUAUAUUAUUUAUUAAUUGAAAAAUUAUAUUAUGAACAAAAUAAUAAUAUUAAUAGUGAGCAAAUGAUAAAUUAUAUUUUUAAUUUAAUUAAAAUAGCUAGAAUAAUAAAAAUAAAAAAUAAACAAAUGAAAAAAUUAUUCCAAAUGUUACAAAAUUAUAUAGAAAAAUUUAAUGAUUUUUAUUUUUAUCUUUUUAAUAAAAUAUUUCUUUUUAUAUAUGAAGAUACAAAAACAGAAAAUAAAAUAUUUUUAAAGACAUAUUUAAAUAAAUAUUUUAAUGAUAGGAAAAUUAUUUCACAUAUAUUUAAUCAUGUAUGGAACUAUUCCAAAGGUUCCAAAUUUUUGUUAUCUCAAAACAAAAAUCAAAAUGAAGGAACAGAAAAUAAAAAGGAUUUUAAUAAAAUUCAUGAUGGUAUAUCACCUUUUGUUUACUCAGAAGAUGUAUGUGAAAAUAUGCAUAUGACUAAAAGUAAUAAUAAUACUAACAAUAAUAAUAAUAAUACUAACAAUAAUAAUAAUAAUAAUAAUAAUAUUAAUGAAGAAUAUUCACAGAGCAUUUGUUAUAUCGAAAAAGAAAAAAGAAAAGAAAGAAAAAAUCUUAUUAAUCAUAAUAAUAUAUCCCAUAUAGAACUUAUAAAAAAUGAACAUGAAAAAUUACAACAUAUCAACCUAAUGAAAUAUUCUAAUGAUAUGAAUGAAGAAAUUAUUAAGAAAAUAUCCUUGAAAUAUAAAAACUUGUAUUCUAGUGAUAGUAAUAGUAACUGCUCUUCUCAUGCACGUGUCUUUUUUAAGACUACAUAUGUAAAGCAUAAAAAUUAUAGAAUGUAUGAAAAACAGAAGAGAGAGAUAUUUAUAAAAAAAUUAAAAGAAAGAAGUGUAUUAUAUUAUAAGAAAGAUAAAAAAAUUAACAAUGAAAAGAAAAAAUUGGAAAAUAAAAAAAAUUACAAUGAAAAUAAUAGUAUAAAGAAUAAUUAUGAUUUAUAUUUUAAGGAAGAUGAUAAAUGCAGAAGAAAAGAAAAAAGAAAAAGAAAAAAGGAAAUUAAUGAUUGUAAUUAUUAUAAUAUAAAGGAAUAUUCAUUAAAACCAAAAUAUGAUGAAAAAGAAUUAAGUUAUAAUAUAUCAAAUGAGAUGAUAUAUCGUAAUAAGAAUAAUAAUGAUGAUAAAUACGAAGAACAUGGAAGAUACAAUAUGUUAUAUAAUUGUGGCUUGGAUAAUUCGAAUGAAGGGCUUGAAAAGAAAAAAAAAAAACAAAUUCUUGAAGAUUAUAGUUCAGAUGAAUUUUCUUAUUUUGUUAAUAAAUCUUUUAUACAUUUUGAAAGUAAUCUAAAAAAAAAGAAUUAUAACCAGAAGAUUAUGCAAUUAAAUGCAAUAGGUUCAUAUAAAGACUAUAACAAUAUAGAUAUAUUAAAUAAUGUAAAUGUAAAUGUAAAUGUUAAUGUUAAUGUUAAUAGUAGUAGUAGUUUUAGUAAUAGUAGUAGUUUUAGUAGUAGUAGUAGUAGUAGUACUAGUACUAGUAGUAAGAGCUAUACAAGCAGCUGUAACAUUAGUGAUGUGAACAACGAUUUAGAUAAGAUGAGAGGUGAUAAAAAGGUUGGUAAUAAUUAUGAAAGAAAUGAUGAUAGAUGUAAUAUGGAUGUAAAUAGAAAAAAAAAAAGAAAGAAUAAUAUAUGUUUCUGUAUUAAUAAUUUAAAUGAUAAUAAUUGCGAGAAUUUUUUAUCUCUUUUAAGUAAUGCUGAUAUAAGAAAUGUUCAAAAGAACGAUGAGAAAAUGUUUUAUGUACAAAAUGAAGAAUAUUUAUAUAGACAUAAUAAUAAGUAUUAUAAUAAUGAUAUAUAUAAAAAUAGAAUGGGUAAUAAAAAAGAUGAAUAUAAAAUAUAUUCUAGGCUAUUAAAAAUGCCAUAUGAUAAUUCAUGUUGCUUUAUAAAAUAUAAAGCACAUUAUGAAUUUGAUGAUAAUAGAAAAAAUAAAGUGAAAAAGGAAAGAGAAAAGGAGCGAAAACAAAGGGAAACACAAAUUAUGUGUUUACCAUUAUAUAUUAGUAUAGUGGGUGGAUUAGAUAUAUUUUUAUAUAAUUAUUAUAAUUAUAUUUGUAAUAUGUAUAUAAAUCCUUAUUUUUAUAUAAACACAUAUUACUUUGAAAAAUACAUUCUCAAGAAAUAUUACAAAAGAGAAAAUAACUUUAAGUAUGACAAUAAUAAUAAUAAUAAUAAUAAUAAUAAUAGUUAUGGUAAUAGUAAUUAUAUUAGGAAUUAUCCUCAUAAUGAACAUAUUACAAAAAAUUAUGAUAACCUUUUAAUCUAUGAUUAUUUUUAUUACAACUAUAUAUUUAACAAUAAAUUUACUACGUAUGAUAGUUUUAAAUGUGUUCGUAAUAAAAGAAUAAGAAGUGAACGUUAUAUAAAAUUUUUUAAAUAUGACAAUGAAGGUGAUAAGCAAAUUAUACAUAAGAAAAGUAAUAAUAAUGAAAAGGGAGAAAUAGAAGAAAUAGGAGAAAUAGAAGAAGGAGCAUAUAAUGGUAUAAAAUAUAUAAAUAAUAUUUCUGAUAUAAAUGUAAAAGGAAUAGUAGAAGAAAAAAAAAAUAUAAUAAAUAAAGAUAAGGAUUAUAAUAAACACGAUUUGGAUACUAGUGUUUCUUCUUUUGUAUUAUCUUUGCCAUAUGAAGAAAAGGACGAUAAAUAUAAAAUAAAAGACAAUGAUAAAUAUGAAGAUAAAUAUGAAGAUAAAUAUGAAGAUAAAUAUGAAGAUAAAUAUGAAGAUAUAUAUGAAGAUAAAUAUGAAGAUAAAUAUGAAGAUAAAUAUAAAGAUAAAUAUGAAGAUAAAUAUGAAGAUAAAUAUAAAGAUAAAUAUGAAGAUAAAUAUAAAGAUAAAUACAAUGAUAAAUACAAUGAUAAAUACAAUGAUAAAUACCAUGAUAAAUACAAUGAUAAAUACAAUGAUAAAUACAAUGAUAAGGAAAGAAAAAAAAGAAAUGACUCACCUAAUCUGAAUAUAUACACAAAAUAUUACAAUAAUUCAAAAGGACAAGAUAAAAUAAAAAGAAACAAUUAUAAAUUAAUAUGCUCAUCUAACCAAAAUAAUAAUGAAACGAAGAACUCACCUUAUUGUUUCUUUUAUAUGGAUGAUGAUUUAAGUACAGAUGAUGAUGAUUAUAGAUUAAAAAAAAAAGAAAUAGAUGAGAUAUUUAUAUUAAAAAGGGAUUUAUUUGUAAUUGAUUACUUGCAGAAUUAUUUCAAUUUUUCCGUAAUAAGAAAGAUGAAAAAUAUGAUAGAAGAUAUGUUUUAUAAUUAUAAUUUGAAUCUUAUAUAUGUAAACAGGAAUGUUCAAAUAAGUGAGUUAGAUCAUGAUAUAAGACAAACGUGUGAGAAGAAAAAUGGCAUAUACAUAAACGUAUACAAUAAUAAUAAUAAUAAUAAUAAUGAGAAUAAUAGUAAGAUGUAUACUAUUAAGAAUAAGAACGAAGAAAUGAUUAAUGUAUCCAAAGGUAAUGAGCUAUCAAACAAACAAGAAAUUUUAAAAAAUCCAUAUACAAAUUUAAAGGAAAAAGAUAAAGGAAAAAUAAAAAAAAAUGAGACAUGUUUUAUUGAAAUAAUAAAGAACAAGAAAAAGCAUAAUAUAAAUAAUAAUGAAGAGAUAAACAUAAAUAAUUCUCAUAAUAUAUUUCAUAACAGUUCAAUAAAAGAAGAAAUAAUAAAUAAGAAAAAGAUUCAAUUAUCUAUGACAGUAAUAAAUUUAGAAUAUUGGAAACCUGAAAAAUUAAAAGAAGAAGAUGGGAAUAUUAUAAAAAAAAUGAUUCCUAAUUUUAUAGAAACAUAUUUUGAUACUAUUAAUAAUAUAUAUCAAAUAGAACAUACAGAUAAAUAUUUAAUUUUUUUAUAUGAAUUGUGUUAUAUAGAUUUAUGUAUUAAUAAUUAUAUGUUUACAAUGAAGUUGUCAGAUGGGUUAUUCUUUUUAUUUAUGAGUAAUUUAGAAAAUAAGAUCAUAGAUUUAUAUAAAAAGAAUUUAUUUUCUAACAAUAUUAAAAAUAUGAAUCAUAUAUAUAAUUAUGAAUAUACUUUUAUAUCAUCUAAUUAUAAACAUAAAGAAAAAUAUAGGGAUCAAACUAUGCAUAUAAUUAUGAAUGAGAAUAUUAUAUUUUACGAUUUUCAUUUGAUAAAAAAUUCGAACGAUUUGGACAAUGGCACCAAGAAAAUCGGUUCUAAAAAAGGAAACGUCGUUAGUAGUAAAAAGGAGACGAUCAAAAUGAAAAGGUGUAAUAUAAAUGAUACCAUACGUGAUGAUAAUAACAAAAUGUGUGAUGAUAAUAAUAACAUAUGUGAUGAUAAUAACAAAACGUGUGAUGAUAAUAACAAAAUGUGUGAUGAUAAUAACAAAAUGUGUGAUGAUAAUAACAAAACGUGUGAUGAUAAUAAUAACAUAUGUGAUGAUAAUAAUAAUAAUAAUAAUAAUAAUAAUAAUAAUAAUAAACAGAGCAUCCUAUGGUGGAAGCAAAAAAGAACAAGCAACAAUGAGAACGAUUAUAAAAAUGGAAAUCCUCCUGUGAUAAACAAAAAAAAAAAGAAAAGAAAAGAAGAAGGUGGAGGCACUAAUAUGAUAAAAAUAGAACAAUAUUUUGAAUAUAUACCAUAUGGUACAAAAAAUAAUGAAGAAAAAAAAAAAAAAAAAAAAAGUUACGAAAAGGAUAAAGAAGGAAUAGAUAUUUUAGAAGAAAAACAUAAUUUGAUGACAGAAGAAAAUUCAUAUACAAAAUUGAAUAAAAAUUAUUCUUUGAAAGAAAAAAUAAUAGAAUUAAAUAAAGAGAUCUCAAUUAAUGUGUCAUCAAAUAAUAAUAUAUGUAAUAAUCUUAAUAAUGAUAAUAUUGAUGUAACAAAAAUUAGUAACCCUUUAAAUAAACAAAUAUCUAAAGAAAAUUUUUAUUAUAAAUUGAAUUUCUUAAAAGAGUAUGAAGAAAAAGAAAAGAAGAAAAUUAUAAAUGAGAAAAAUAUUAAUGAUGUGUAUAUCAAAUUAUUUUUCACAGAAGAUUUCUUAAUUCAAAAAACGAAUAUUCCAGAAAAAUUCAUAAAAGAUAUGUUAAAAAAAUUAUCACGUAAAAAAUUUUUACACAAAAAUUCAUUCAAAGUUAUGAACAAAAAGAAUAAUAAAACAACACAAUUUUAUGUAUAUUCCUUAGGAAAUUUUGAUGAUCCUAAUAUUACAGAUGUCCAUGAUGACAAAAUAAUAAAAGGUGCUCAAGAAGAGCUUUUAUUAUCACCUUUGGAUAUUCAAAGAUUACAAGAAAAUAAACUGAAGGAGAAUAAACAUCAUGAUAAUAUAAGUAAUGAAUAUAAGCAUCAAAAGGACAUGCAAAUAUUUAAUGUUCAUCCUUAUGAUUCUUUUGAUAAGGAUAUAGGGAAAGGUAAUACAAAUAUUAUAUGUGAACACAAAAAAAUAAAAACAAAUAAUUUAUUACAAAAUAAUGUUCAUAUAAAUAGUUUAAAUAAUACAACUAGUGUAUAUAAUGAAAGGCAAAUAUAUAGUAUAGGAAAUGAAAAUAUAAAGUGUAAUUUAUAUAAUAAUAAUAAUAAUAAUAAUAAUAAUAAUAAAGUUCAACAAAUAAGUGAUGUAGAUAAAAAUAUUAUUAUUGAAAAGGGUAUGAUUAAACAAAAGGAAGAUCAACUAUUACAUAAUAACGAAAUGAUGUUGAUAAAUAAUAAUAAUAAUAAUAUAUGUUAUAGAAAUAAUGAUGUGUCAUUCAAUAAUAAUAAUCCGUUUACCUAUGAUAAUUUAAUUUAUAAUAGUGUAAAAGAAAGUAGUCAUUUUGAAGGUGAUUUAAAAAUAAGGAACCUUAAUAAUUAUGUACAUAAAGAUAAUAGUAAUACAAUUAUAGAUACUAAUACGUCUAUAUUAAGUAAUAAUAAUAAUAAUAAUGAUUGUAAUAUCAUUAGUUGUAAUAAAACAGCUGUAAAAGAUAUCAUAUGUAUUAACAAAAAUAAUAUUGUUGAGGAUAGCGAAGAAAUAAAUAAAAUAGAAACAAAAAAAGAACAAAAUCUUAAUAAAAAUUUGAAAGAAAAAAAAAAUAAAACUACGAAUUUAUUAUUAUAUAUUAAUAAUAGUAAAAAAAGUCAUAAUAGUGUUAAUACGAAUAUAGGAGUAAAUAAUGAUAAUCAAUUAAAUAAGCAAAAUAAUGAGCUCGUAGACUACUUUUUGGAUGAUAUAGUUACAGAUAGUGAUGAGGAAAAAACACUUCAAAAGAGACGAACAUUUGAUAAUUUAAAUCUUGAAGAAUCCUACGAAUUUUAUGAAAAUGAAAUUUUAAGAAUUACAAAAGAAAGAAUGAACAAAAUGAAAUUAGAACCUGGGAAAAAUACGUCCACUCCUCUUUUCUUAAUUAUUAAUAAUUUAAAUAAAAUAUUAACAGAAAAAAAAUUAAAACAUAUAUCACAAAAAGAAGUAUUAGCAAUUUUAAAUAUAAUGAUGAAAAAUAAUAAAAUUGAAAGAAUAGGAGGCAAUUGGCAACCCACAUAA